Calypte anna (Anna's hummingbird) is the source of this 5514-nucleotide messenger RNA. It is a transcript of the gene DRP2, whose product is annotated as dystrophin related protein 2. Bases 26 to 2665 code for a protein of 879 amino acids. NCBI's taxonomy places the organism in Eukaryota, Metazoa, Chordata, Aves, Apodiformes, Trochilidae. The record is from RefSeq and is a predicted model, not a curated record. Gene Ontology annotation, cellular component: plasma membrane. Gene Ontology annotation, molecular function: zinc ion binding; protein binding. The transcript is spliced from 21 exons. Gene Ontology annotation, biological process: synaptic signaling.
UGCUGGGUCCCAGGCCUCUCUGGAGAUGAACCUUUGCUGGAAUGAGAUAAAAAAGAAAUCCCAUAGCCUUCGGGCUCGGCUUGAGGCUUUUUCCGACCACAGUGGGAAGCUUCAGGUGCCUCUUGAGGAGAUCAUAGACUGGCUGGGGCAGAAGGAUGAGGAGCUCUCAGCACAGCUGCCUCUGCGGGGUGAUGUCGUCCUGGUGCAGCAGGAGAAGGAGACACACAUGGCUUUCAUGGAAGAAGUGAAAUCUAGGGGACCAUAUAUUUACUCUGUCCUGGAGUCAGCACAGGCUUUCCUUUCCCAGCAUCCAUUUGAGGAAUUAGAAGAACCAACUUCAGAAAGCAAAGAUGUCUCACCACGGCAGAGGAUCCAAAACAUCAGCCGCUUUGUCUGGAAACAGGCAAACGUGGCCAGCGAGCUGUGGGAGAAGCUCACGGCACGGUGCGUGGACCAGCACCGUCACAUUGAACGGACACUGGAGCAGCUGCUAGAGCUUAAAAGGGCCAUGGAGGAGAUUAGCAUGGCCCUGGACCAGGCUGAAAGUGUGUGUGAAACUUGGGAACCCAUCGGGGACCUCUUCAUUGACUCCUUGCUAGAGCAUAUCCAGUCAACCAAGCUGUUCAAAGAGGAGCUCUCUCCCAUGAAGGAUGGGGUGAAAGCAGCCAAUGAUCUUGCACACCAGCUUGCCAUCUCAGAUGUCCACCUGUCCAUGGAGAACUCCCGUACUCUGGAGCAGAUCAAUACACGCUGGAAGCAGCUUCAGGCCUCCAUAAAUGAACGCCUGAAGCAGCUCCAAGAUGCCCACCGGGACUUUGGACCAGGCUCCCAGCACUUUCUGUCCUCCUCUGUCCAGGUUCCCUGGGAGCGAGCCAUAUCCCCCAACAAAGUGCCCUACUACAUCAACCACCAGGCUCAGACAACAUGCUGGGACCACCCAAAGAUGACAGAAUUGUAUCAGACGCUGGCUGAUUUGAAUAACAUCAAGUUCUCAGCAUAUCGAACUGCUAUGAAACUACGACGGGUGCAGAAAGCCCUGCGAUUGGACAUGGUGAGCCUGGCUACAGCCUUGGAAAUCUUCAACGAGCAUGACCUGCAGCCCAGCAACAAGGCGAUGGAUGUGGUGGAGGUCAUCCACUGCCUGACCACUCUCUACGAGAGGCUGGAGGAGGAGCGAGGCAUCCUGGUGAAUGUGCCACUCUGUGUGGACAUGAGCCUCAACUGGCUGCUGAAUGUCUUUGAUAGUGGCCGCAGCGGGAAGAUGAGGGCUCUCUCCUUCAAGACGGGCAUUGCAUGUCUGUGUGGGACAGAGGUCAAGGAGAAGUUUCAGUAUCUCUUCAGCCAAGUGGCUAAUGCUGGUGGACUCUGUGACCAGCGGCACCUUGGCAUCCUGCUCCAUGAGGCCAUCCAGGUCCCACGCCAGCUGGGGGAGGUGGCAGCAUUUGGGGGCAGCAACGUGGAGCCCAGCAUCCGCAGCUGCUUCCGCUUUAGCAAUGGGAAGCCUGCCAUCGAGGUGUCCCAGUUCCUGGAGUGGGCCAAUCUGGAGCCACAGUCCAUGGUGUGGCUGGCCGUGCUGCACCGGGUGACCAUGUCUGAGCAGGUGAAGCACCAGACCAAGUGCUCAGUCUGCCGGCAGUGCCCCAUCAAGGGCUUCAGGUAUCGGAGCCUGAAGCAGUUCAAUGUGGAUAUCUGCCAGACUUGCUUCCUUACGGGACGAGCCAGCAAGGGCAACAAGCUGCACUACCCCAUCAUGGAAUACUACACCCCAACCACAUCUAGUGAGAACAUGAGAGACUUUGCCACAACACUGAAGAACAAGUUUCGGUCCAAGCAGUAUUUCAGCAAGCACCCACAGAGAGGUUACCUGCCUGUCCAGUCCAUACUUGAAGCUGACUUCUCUGAGACACCAGCCUCCUCCCCGAUGUUACCACAUGCUGACACCCACUCCCGGAUCGAGCACUUUGCCAGCAGGCUUGCAGAGAUGGAAAGCCAGAACUGUUCCUUCUUCAGUGACAGCCUGUCCCCUGAUGAUAGCCUGGAUGAGGACCAAUAUCUGCUGCGUCAUUCCAGCCCCAUCACUGACAGAGAGCCUGGAGACAGCCAGUACAUUCCAGGAAGCCUCAACAUAGAAGAUAAAGGAGAACUGGAGCGAAUUCUGGCCCACUUAGAGGAUGAAAAUAGGAUACUCCAGGGAGAGCUGAGACGUUUGAAGUGGCAGCAUGAUGAGGCAGUAGAGUCUCCAGUGCUGGCUACAGACUCCCCUGAGUCAGUGCAAGACCCAUGUAAUGAUGAGCUCCUGGCAGAAGCACGAAUCCUCCGGCAGCACAAGAGCCGUCUGGAGACACGGAUGCAGAUCCUGGAAGAUCAUAACAAGCAGCUGGAGUCCCAGCUGCACCGGCUGAGGGAGCUGCUGCUGCAGCCUCCACCACAGUCAGAUAGCAAUGGUUCAGCAGCCUCUUCCUUGGCUUCCUCUCCACAUCAGUCUGAAGGCAGCCAGGCAAAGGAGAAAGGUUACAACAUCCCUGACACCAAAGAUGCAGACAAGGUGGAAGCCAAAACCCAGGAAGUUAGCAUGUGUCUGGAAGACAUCAUGGAGAAGCUGCGGAGCGCCUUUCCCAACUCUCAAGGUACUCGAAUGAAAUCUUCCUCUCUGGCUCUCAGAUGAAGUUUUCCCCAUGGACCCCCGCCCCAAUCCCAGCUUCACCUGGUCCUAGCUUCCCUACAAUGGCUGAUCCACAACCAUGCCCUUGCACAACCAAGAGCUGUGCUUCUGUGGCACUGCUGGGACUCUGCUGGGCACAGAGAGGAUGAGGAGAAUGUUUGACACCUGCAAGGAGAGGUGAUCAGAGCUGCCAAGACUUCAGAUCAACCAGAUUCCCCCAGAUGUGCUCCUGGGCAGCUUCCUGCCCUGUUUGGUUGGGAUGCUGCACCCUGCAGGGCUCCCUGCUCUGAAGAUGGACAAACCUGGCAGCAUCAGGUUUGCAACGAUCACCUUGAGCUGCUUUCUCACAUCAUCCCUGCCCAGACCCUUCUCCAGGGAAGGUUGAGGCCUCAGUUACCUAGCAAGAUGAGAGAAAUGGUGCAAGCUGUUCAUGGAUGGCUAUUCCCAGCUGGUAUGAGGACCAUGGGAUGUGUGCAGAGAUGGUGCUCCACUUGCCCAGCUGGGUUUGGUGGAGCUUCUGCUGUCCCUCUGUGCUCCAGCACUGGAGCAGUGCACAGUCCCACACCUAGGCUGCCCAUGUGUGUCUGUAGGAGAUAUUGCUUGUUGCCAGCACUAACACCAAGUUGGGGAGAUCUUCCCCAAGCGGGCAGAGGCCCAUGCAUACCCUCUCCCACUCUCUGCAAUCCCUGAGCAGGAUCCUCCUAGCUCUGCAGCAGCCUUGUUCUAACCAGGUGGCUCCAGGUCCUCUUUUUCUGACCUCCAUUUCUCUUUCAGGUAUGACCUCCCUUAUCUAACACUUCCUGUGAGCCAGAGGCUUUUUCUAAGCUGGCUGCUUUCCCUCCCCUUGGCAGGAGCAUUCCUGCCAUGCUCCCUGUGCUGUGGCAGACCUUGCACAGACUCCCUCCAAGUUUGUUGUGCAGGAUGUGUGCAAGCUCUCGAAGAUCUCAGGGGAACAUAGAUCAGGUGGGAUCAAGACUUUGGCCUAACCAGGAUGCUGGCUUGGUCACUCAGACACAGUAUCCCAGCCUGGGUGGAAAGGAUCAGAAGGAAGAAGUGAAGCCAUGGGAGCUGCCUGUCUGCCCUGGCACUCCUGGCCUGCUGCCUUUGACUGCAGCCCUUAGGGGAUCCAGAGCUCAGCAUCCCCUUCCUCUCCAGUUGUGCCCAGGGGCCUCCAAGUUUAUGGGCACAAAAACACUUAUAGAGCCACUUUUUUAAAAGAACUUUUUCUAACAGCAUCCAGCUGCCAACCUUACAAACUGAACACUCUCUCGCCACCCUGUGCUCCACAGCCAGACAGACAUCAUCUGGUGGGAAGAGUCUGCAAGUUUUUUUGGGUAGAGAUGAGUCCACGUUAGAGCUUCAGUCCAGCUAGCAGCCUCAUCUUGAGAGUGUCUUCAUAACAGAGCCUUAUCUAAUUUGCAUAUAUAUAUAUUAUGUACAUAAAUACUCUCAUGGACUCACUCCAUUAAAUUAUAAUACUGUAAGGGCAGCUGCCUUUCACUUUCAAUCCAAUCCAACAUCUGCUCCGGUGUGGAUCAGCACCUUCCUCAUUUCUGGUGCUGCCUUGAGCAGGGCUGCUGCGAGGAGAGCUCAGCAGAGGAGCAGACUGGCAGCAGAUGCCCUGUCCUGCCUGCUUUCCUGGGGAGCUGUGCCUUAGCUGUGGCACAGAGAGCCUGUUCUCUCCAGACCUGGCUCCAUCCCUGGAGAGUCUCAGGUGAGCCCCAUGUUGCUCCAGGAAUUCUUUUCUGCAGCCACAGCUCUAGCCUUGGGGACGCUGCUGUGAUGCAGGAGGGCAGUGGUGCCAGCAGGCAGCUGCAGAGGCAGGGCACCUCCUUUCCACACCCAAGGAGCAGCUGCCUUACUGCUGUCCCCCAGUUUGAGCUGGGCUGAGUGGUUGGAGGCACUUGUUGGAAGGAGGCAUGUCCUGCUGGGCACUGGAGGAGGCUGUCCUGGAAGCUGGCAGGGUAGCUCAGUGAUGGUGGCUUCUGGUCCCAACCACUCCCUCAGGCAGGAUGUCUCAAUGGUGUGUUAUGUCGAGAAAGAGGUAGAGUCAGGUGCUGUGGUGUGCCCAGAGCAGAUGCUGAGGUGGUCCCGGUACUCUGGGGUCACAGACUGCAGUGGACUGAGGUGCCUGAGCCCUAAGGACAGGUGCAGGAAGGACUGCAUGGAUGUGAAGCUUCCUGCCCAAAACAGGGCUUGCUGCAAGGACAGGGUCUGUUGUUGCUGGCUGGCACAGGAUGAUCUUUUUUGGGACCAAAUCAGUGUGUGGGGCCAUAGGACUCUGUGUGGGUGGUUGGCUUUCGUGUGCUGGCAAGGGUGUGAAGCAGUGCCCAUUCUGGGGUUAGACACCUUACAGCCAGGUGUUUGGGGUCUUGUGCUGCAAUCUGCUGGAAGCAGUGUGGGUUGCUGACCUUGCUGUCCCCUCUCAUGACUGGAUGACCAGCACAGGUGCAGUAGUGGUGGCAUUUGUGUUAGCUGUAAACUGUGUCAGGCUGCUUGUUUGACCAUGGUGAGGGGACUGUAUGCCAGCCUAUGGGACCCAGCUGUCUCCCCCUGUAAUUCCAGGGAAUUAUAGAGAGGGGAGGAGUAAGGUUUUGGCCUGAGUUCAAGUGUACCAAGCCGGGGGGGGGGGAGCUGGAAUAAGGAAAAGGCAGCAGAUGAAGGCAGAGCUGCCAGCCUGGGUGCCAGGUUGGUUGCUCAGGCUGUCAGGUGCAGGGUGAACAUGCUGUGAGCUGGGAUGUGGCAGGGAGGGAGAGCAAGCUACCUAAUGCUCUGCUAUCCAUGUACUGUGGUGCUGCUGCCCUCACUGCUUUGCAUCAUCUGGAAAGAAUAAAUUUAUACUGAGACUUGGA